AUGACCGGCCCAUUGUGUGAAAAAGAAAAGAACAGGCUGGCACUCCAUGAAAGCGGACAUUGUUACGUCGCUUUCUUGUUGGAAUUUGAUGUGACAAAGGUGACUUUGAAAGAAGAGAAAACCUUACUUGGCCACACGCUUCUCAACUUUGGUACUAAGCAGGCGUGGACAAAUACAGAUAAGGAAAACUUAAUGAUGGCCAUUUUGGGAGGUUAUGUGAGUGAAAUGUUCUUCUUGGGCCAGCCUUCUUCGUUAUCGAGUGGAGAUUUGGUCAGAUUGAGAGCAGUAGUUAUUUCCAAGAUAGCCUUAGCAUUGAAAGGAAAUGUUGGUUUUGCUGAUGGUUUGGAUGAUCAUGCUGAGAAUUUCAAAAACCGCUUUGACGCUAAAAUUUGCAAAAACGUUAAUGACUGUGCCGAUCGAAUUAAAAAUUUUCUAGAAUUAUUUCGUCAUAAAAUAAAAUGGAACUUUACGAUUUUUUAA
Molecule: messenger RNA, 480 nt
Organism: Meloidogyne enterolobii
Lineage: Eukaryota; Metazoa; Nematoda; Chromadorea; Rhabditida; Meloidogynidae
Source: the annotation of a GenBank genome assembly